Molecule: messenger RNA, 660 nt
Organism: Caenorhabditis briggsae
Lineage: Eukaryota; Metazoa; Nematoda; Chromadorea; Rhabditida; Rhabditidae
Exons: 6
Coding region: 1-660 (219 amino acids)
Source: RefSeq, a predicted model, not a curated record
AUGAAACGACAAAGCACAAUAGAAUUGGCAAGUAUCCAUGAAAGUGAUGAAUCGAUUGAUGGAUUGAGGAACAUACUGGAACAUACCGACACAACCCCAUUUGCCAGUCAGACAUCUACUCCGACUACCUGGGCAUGUCCACCCAGAUUUGAGAGAAUGACAAGUCAGAUGACGUGCCCAAUUAUUACAGAAGAAUCGUCAGGGAAUGGAUACGGUGCCGAACCCGAUCGUCCACUGAGUCGGUGUCUUUCGGAGAUCCGUCCGACGGCUCCACCGCCGUUCCCUCACCACCAUCCGACGCGUCGUUUCUCAUCAAUCUUCAGAAGACCUUCUCAUAGGCAUACUGUAGAUCGUCGGGCGUCUUGCGAUUUCACAUCUGCCUGGUUGAAAACUUCGAAUUUUGAUUUGCGAGAAGCGGGAAGAGAGGAGCCACAGGAACCGCCGGAGGCUGAAACCAUGGGAAUACCAACACAAAACGAGGCACUGGACCACGUACGCUUCUCGGAUCAUCCUAUCGAACGACCUGUUCAACUUACUCGAAUCGAUUCGAACUAUUCGAUAAGCGAAAACGACAGUGAGAAUGGAUCAACAGCCGGCGACAUUGACAAGACGCCCGAAUCGGCAGAGACUACCUGGAUGAGGGAUAAAAAAGCAAAGUGA